CUCAAAAUCCACAGACUUUCCAAGGCAAAAAAUCCCAUUUCCCUCCUCCGAUCACCCUCUUCUUUCUUUCCUGCGACCGAGGGGAUCGUCGAUCGAUGGCAACAAUGGGCGUGGGCGGAGCGGUGAAGAUGAUCGUCGGGGCGAAGGUGGAGCGGGUGCUGGCCACGUCCAAGGCGCCCGGCGCUUGCCCGUCCUGUGGCGGCCCCGUGGUGGCGACCGACGUGGAGAGCGAGCGGCGCAUCCUGUGCCUCCCGCUGUGCCUCAAGAACAAGCGCAAGUACUCCUGCACCAGGUGUUUCCGCCGCCUCGUCACCAUCUACAGCUAGAUCAAGCUUCUUCCAGCAGUAUCGAUCUGUCCAUCCUUCGAAUAGCCGCGUAGGGAGCCAAUCAGUUAAUCCGCUCGAGUUCUUUGGUUCUUCUUGGCCGUGGUUACGGCCCUAGAGUAGCUUGCUGGCCUGGCCAAUGUAAUGGGGAUUCUGUGUUAAUUCUUCUAGUAGUUCUUAGCUGGUGUAUUGA
Messenger RNA from Triticum dicoccoides, 516 nucleotides. RefSeq lists its product as uncharacterized. The transcript has a single exon. Lineage: Eukaryota; Viridiplantae; Streptophyta; Magnoliopsida; Poales; Poaceae. The record is from RefSeq and is a predicted model, not a curated record. Bases 96 to 326 code for a protein of 76 amino acids.